Molecule: messenger RNA, 1669 nt
Organism: Carlito syrichta (Philippine tarsier)
Lineage: Eukaryota; Metazoa; Chordata; Mammalia; Primates; Tarsiidae
Gene: SAMD13
Product: sterile alpha motif domain containing 13
Exons: 4
Coding region: 332-640 (102 amino acids)
Molecular function (GO): protein binding
Source: RefSeq, a predicted model, not a curated record
UACUUUGUGAAAGAAAACAUUGGGGUUUCUUUGGCUGUUCUUGAUAAGCCUAUAAAAAUGAUAUGUUUUAGUUGCUUCUAGGUAGGUUUUCUUUUUACUCUUGCACCAAAAAAAGAGAGAAAAUAAUAGUAAUAAUAAUAGGACAAUGUAGUGUGACGUUGUAAGAGUAUCAUUGUGAGUGUUUUGUUUUGUUUUGUUUUCUGAGAUGCUUAGAAAAUGGUGAAUGUGUAACAGUUUCCAACUGAGUGAAAUCAUUCUUUGAGCUUGGAGCUGCAGCACUGUGUCCUGUCUACUCAACGUUGCUGAAGUAAAGGAACCCUGCAGCCUUCCCAUGCUAUCUGUUGAGAUGGAAAACAAGGAAAAUGGCUCUGUCGGUGUAAAAAAUUCCAUGGAAAACGGGAGGCCACCAGAUCCCGCAGACUGGGCCGUGAUGGAUGUCGUCAAUUAUUUCCGAACGGCAGGGUUUGAGGAGCAAGCGCGUGCUUUUCAGGAACAGGAAAUUGAUGGAAAAUCCCUGCUAUUGAUGACCAGAAAUGAUGUGCUGACAGGACUUCAGUUAAAAUUGGGGCCUGCUCUGAAAAUCUACGAGUAUCAUGUAAAGCCUCUACAGACAAAGCAUUUAAAGAACAACUCUUCAUAGUACAGCCAAAUUGGGGUCUCGGACCCCAAAAAGUUACAUAAUGACAUAAUUCAGUUUCAUGUGAUGAAACUUUGUAAACGAAUACAUACAUGUGUAUAUGUAAAGAGUUUCAAUCGAAUGAAACGUUAUCCUAUUGGAUAGACUAGGCAAUUCGUCGGCUGACCUGAAUCCAACCAGGAGGAGCAAGGACAGGCUGUGCACAAGAUGGUUUUCCUUGUGGAAUGUGUUAGAUAGAGUGUUCUUGGAUGUACGUAGACACUCCUCCCCACAAAGCCUCUGAAAUCAUAAGGGUUUCUUUAUUUCUUCUUAGAUUGCAUUCCCAAAAUCCUUUAAGAAAAAAAGAAUUUAAUAGAAUGAACACCUUCUGGUUACAAACUUAAGAAGAAUAAAAACAAUAACAUGGGGAGAAGGAGAAAAGAGAAAGGGAUUGCUGUCUCCCUUGAAUUCCUCUGCUCCUUAGAGCUUGUGUUACUUGGAUGGAAUUGCCAAAACCCUUUUUUAUAGAGGGUCCUCCACUUGACCUUAUUAAGGUUUUAUUGGGAUGUGCUGCCAUGUUUGACAAGAACAUGCAUCAUGGCCCCUUCAGGAGCAGAAUUGUAGCUCUGAAAAGAGAAACUCUGUUGUGUACUGAGGAUGUCCAUCCAUAUUCAGCCAGCUUUCACGGGGGUUAAUGGUAUUUUCUGCAAAGAUUUGCUUUCACAUCGGUUCUUUGUUUCUGAAGAAAGCAUUUUUUUACUUUAUGGUUUGUAUUUAUAAUAAUUUGUUUCUGAAGAAAUUUGCCAAGAGUUAAAGGUCAAAAAGCCUUGUUACUAGCACAGAAUAUUUUUAUAUAUAUUCCUUCAUGAUGGUGUGAUAUUUUUUUAAUUGUCCUAUGCUUUGUUUGAUUCCUGGGUUGAGUAAAUGUUUUUAAGAACUUGAAAAAGUGAGCUCGCAACAUCUCUGUUCAAAGAGACAUUUGUUCAAACUCUGUGUGUCAAUGCCUUGUUGAAUUGGUGCUUUGUGGUUGCAAUAAAGUAUUGCUUCAGUUUA